AUGACGACCUGCCUGGGCUCACGAGGCUCAGUGAGAUUGGAUGAAGCCACGUCAGAUGCAACAGUCGACAUCCUCUUGCUCGGCUCGGGCUGGACUUCUACUUUCCUGAUGCCUCUGCUCGAUGAACGCAAGCUCACCUACGCCUACACGACCAAAGACGGACGAGAUGGCUCGAUCAAGUUCUCGUUCGAAAGCAGCAAGACGGAGGCACUGUCCGCCGAGCAGACGGGCGAUCUUGAGCAAUUCGAGCGAUUGCCUGCUGCUCAAACGAUCGUCAUCAUCUUUCCGUUGUAUGGCCCAGGCGCUUCCACCCGGCUUGUGAAGAACUACUUGGCGACACAUCCCACUGCUCGACCGCUGUUCGUACAACUCGGCUCAACGGGCAUCUAUGACGGUGGACCGACGAUGCAGCACAACGCAAGUACGGUCGGCAGCGACGACGGCGCAGCCUGGAGAGCGCAAGAUCCCAUCCGAUACAUUGACCGUCACUCGACUUACAAUACUACUAAUCCUCGCGCGGUGGCAGAGGAUGAGCUCCUCUCGCUUUCUCCGACAUUGCAAAGCCAAGAGAAAGACGAUGAAAAGAGUCGGUCAGUCAAAGCAAGCACGACUGUUCUCAAUCUGAGCGGACUGUGGGGUGGUCCGAGAUCGAUCAGAGCUUACGUUGGUAGGAUAGCGCCCACGAAGGAGGCUCUAUCUGCAAAAGGCUCGAUCCACAUGCUGCACGGUCUCGACCUCGCUCGUGCAAUAGUGGCAGUCUCGCUACCCGAUGCCCGAGCGACAACACAGGGACAGCGAUGGAUCGUGUCAGAUACGCGAUGCUACGACUGGUGGGAGCUAGCGAGUGCGUGGGGACUCAAUGGCGAUGAUCGCUCUGCGUUUCCAAAAAAUGCUUCCAAGGCACUUCAGAGGACCGAGAAAGCAGCUGCCACGGGACAUCAAGCCGAGUGGGUCGUGGAAUUGAUGGCGGAGCAAAAAGUGUUUGUCUUGCCCAGAGGACCGGAAAGGCUCCACAGGAUCAUGUCCAGUCUCGAGUUUUGGUCCGCGUUUGGGCUCGCACCCAUCAAGGCCAGGCUAGAGUAG
This is a messenger RNA of Mixia osmundae IAM 14324, 1083 nucleotides long. RefSeq lists its product as uncharacterized. The record is from RefSeq and is a predicted model, not a curated record. The transcript has a single exon. Lineage: Eukaryota; Fungi; Basidiomycota; Mixiomycetes; Mixiales; Mixiaceae. The coding region runs from base 1 to 1083 and encodes 360 amino acids.